Messenger RNA from Tetranychus urticae (two-spotted spider mite), 975 nucleotides. RefSeq lists its product as uncharacterized. NCBI's taxonomy places the organism in Eukaryota, Metazoa, Arthropoda, Arachnida, Trombidiformes, Tetranychidae. The record is from RefSeq and is a predicted model, not a curated record.
AUGCAACCAAUUCCAGUCUCUAUCCUCUUCUCUCUCUUCAUCGCUUCAUCAGUAGUUUGCAAUGAACAAUCACCCGAAUUGAAUUUACAAAGCAAUGUCCAUGGUCGCCAUUUCUUGAACCCAUUCAAAAUUGCUUCCAAUGUUGUCUCAUCAGUCGCUUCUAAUGCUGGUAAAGGUAUUGGUGGUGUUGCCAAUCAAGCUGCUGAUGCCGAAACCAAGUUAGGUAAUGCUGUCAGUUCUGGUAUCAAUGGAGUUGGUAAAUUGGCUAGUGCUGGUUCUAAUGUGGCUGCAGGUGCCGUUGAAUCUUUUGCUAACAUGAAAGGUGAUGCAGUUCGUGCUAUUGGUGACAUUGCUGCAUUCAAAGCUAACAUGGCUUCUGGUGCCAUUAAAGGAGCUGGUCAAAUGGCUAAUUCACUUCUCAGUGGAUUCGGUUUAGCCCCUCUUGGUAGUCUUGUCUCUGCUGGAACUAACAAGUUGGGCGAUGUCGCAUCCAAGAUUGGAUCAGCAGCCGAUAAAAAGUUUGAUGCACUUGGUGAUCUUAAUGUUGUCGGAGGUAAAGCUAUUGGUAACAAAAUCAAAGGACUUGGAAGUGCAGUUGAGAAUGGAUUCAAAGCUGCUGGAUCAGUUGCUGAUAUGGGUUUCGGUCUCAAAGCUAAUGCCAUUAAAGGAAUCGGUGGAGCUGCUGAGUCUCUGGCAAAUGGUCUGGGUAAGGUUGCUGGUGCUAAAGGUGAUGCACUUACUGAUGGAGCUUCAAAGGCUGGUCAAAUGGCAGAAAGUGGAGUAAAAGCAGCAAGUGAUGCCGCUGGUAAGGUUGCUGGUGAUGUUGCUGGUAAAGUUGAUAGUGCUGUUGGUGCGAUUACUGAUGGAGCUUCAAAGGCUGGAGAAAUGGCCAGCAAUGGAGUUAAAGCCGCUGGUGACGCAGCAGGUAAAGCUGUUGGUGCUUUAACUGGUGCCGUUUCAGGUCUUUUUGGUUAA